UCAAAGGGAGAAAUUGCAUUCCAUUCUUACAUAACAGUAUUUCAAACAUAUCCUUCAACUGGGAAACUCCCUAAAGGGGUAAUGAAAGAAGAAGUAAAGAGGGACAAUCCACUACUUCCUUUCAUGGUUUCUGAUCCUGAUUAAAUGAACUAUAAGCAGAACUGAAAGAGCUGGAAGUAGCAUCUGCUAUUCUGUUUCCCUCCCAGAAAGAUGGGACUCUACUGGGAGAUAAUGGAUGGCAUGUGAAAAGAAUAAAAGCUACCACUUGUAACAGACUUGGAAACAGAAGAAAUCAAGCCCUAUCUGUGUCAAAUCCAGAGCAUUUGCUGACUUUGCAGCAUGCAUCAAACUCAGACCUUUGUGCUUUUUCUUCUCUUUGGUUUCAAUCUCCCAAAAGCAGAAGGCAACUGUUACUUGGAAGAAUCCCAACAGCGGUGUGUGUGUCCAUUGCUUUUGAAGACAGAAUUCUACACUUUUUACAAUUGUCUCCCAGCCACUACAUAUGAGCUCCAAGGAGGAAAUCUGGAACAAUUUGCAAUCUUUGCAGUCAUCCAGACAAGGCCACUACUAAUAAAUCACUACUUGAGAGAAGCGCAAGUAAGCAAGUUGAUUUUUACAGACCUCAUUGUGCCAGAGGUUCUCUUACCAACAGCCAUGCAGUUUAUUGCCGUCUUACCUCUGGUCUCAGAACUGGAGUUUAUAAACUGUACUUUUAUUAGAUCUGUUGAUCAGCUUGUUAUAUAUGAAUUUAACGUACAUGUUUCUUCUCUGCGCUUCCACAAAGUGACAGCAGCUCCUUUGGACGACAGACUUGACAUAUCCAGACUGCAAAUCUGGCUGGAGACCUUAGAAAACCUGGCAAUAACAGAGUCACAAGUCACAUCUAUCCCUUGCAAAAUUAGCACAAUGUUGAAAGCGCUGCACUUUUUAGAUCUUUCAGGAAACCAUUUCCAGGACCAGGCUCUGGAGACAUCAUUCUGCAAAGGUGCUUUCUCACAACUCCAGGUGCUAAAAUUGCAUGGGAACAACCUGAGCUCUUACGAGACGGUGUGCCAGACUAUUGCUCACCUCAACCAGCUUACUCACUUGGAUCUCAGUCAGAAUGACUUCCUGCCUGGACCACCCUUCUCUUCUUGCUCAUGGCCUCAGUCACUACGUAUCUUCAACUUGUCCAGCACAGGAUUAGAGCACAUGGACAGAGCUUUGCCACCUAAUAUUGAAGUAUUAGAUCUGAGUAACAAUCACAUUUUUAUCUUAGAUCUCUCUAUCCCUGGGCUGAAGGAGCUCUACUUGUCCAACAACAGGCUGCAGACCAUCCUCGCAGUCAAGAGCCUUCCAGGUUUGGAAGUCCUUGGUAUAGAUCAUAAUCAGCUCUCGCAACUCCCUGCCAAAGACCUCCUGCAUUGGAAACACCUGAAGAGCUUAAGAGCUGGACUCAAUCCCUACAACUGCUCUUGCAAACAGGCGAUCAGGGAGAUCCAGGAUCUGGCCACCCGCAAGGUCUUGCUGUCUGAUUGGCCUCAUGAUUACAUAUGCAGGUCUCCCCCAGACUACCAGGACUUCCUCUUGAAUGAGGUGCCUCUCUCACUGCUGCAGUGCAACAAGGCAUCAGUGGUCAGGCAGGGCUCAAUAGUCAUCUUGCUGACAUGCCUUCACCUGAUCCUUGGUUUGGUCUCACUGCCAACAUAUAGAAGCCGAUUUAUCAUGUUGUAAAUCUGGCAGCAAAGAAGAAUGCUUUGGGUAAGGAGGGUGGGGUGCUGAAGCUUUGAGCUGUUUCUUUGUUGAAGAAUAUUCUGUGAUGAUACGGUUUAAACUAUCACUGCAGAUGGGGUUUCCACUAG
Anolis sagrei ordinatus is the source of this 1841-nucleotide messenger RNA. NCBI's taxonomy places the organism in Eukaryota, Metazoa, Chordata, Lepidosauria, Squamata, Anolidae. The record is from RefSeq and is a predicted model, not a curated record.